GUUUUACCGCAUCAUGGCCUCAGGACCACUCCGCUUCCGCACGCCGUACAUCGAAGAACUGCCUACCACACAGACUCGACAAGCUCCCGGCUUCGCCUGGGUCGCCGUAGCAGGACCAUCCGCCGAUCCAGCAAAGAACUGGGGAACCACAAAUCGCAAACGUGCUCGAAACGCCGGCCUCGGGCAGACAGACAGCCAGAAAGAAGCACUCAGUGCGCGACAGCAGCGAGAAAUCGAGCGAAAGAUCCGCGAGCUGAACAGCGACAACGUUCGAGGCGAUGGAGUUGCGAUCCCAGCAGCGAAGAAGGAUGGGAGUGGGAGUGCAGGAGGCGGACAAGUGAAGGCGGGCAAAACGCCGAAUACGAAGAAGAUUCUCGCGAGUGGCAAGACCUUUGCACACUAUCUGGAUGAUGAAGAGGCGGAAAUCGCUCGUACGGGGAAGAGGGAUAUCGAAGGAGAUGGACCGGCAACAGCCACAGCGACUGCGGCAGUAGCCACGACACAAAGAGCGAGCAAGACACCGUUGGCGAGGAGGAAGCCGCCGCAAGAGGUCAGCGCGAGUGCGAGUCCUGCUCCGACUUCCUCUUCUGCGGCCCCGGCAUUGCAGAGACAGGACAUACCAGCUCUUUCAGCAGCGGACAUCGACGAGGACUCUGUCAACGACCCACUACCGACACAAGCUGAACUCGAAGCCUUGAUCAAUGCUCCGCCGUUGACCUACAAUCAGGCUCGCUCUCAGCCGCCACCAGCUGGAGCUCCCCCGCCGAGGAAGUUCUCAAGCCCGCGUAUCUACUGGCUCGCCGCCGUCAAUUGCACCAUCGGCCCAGUGUAUGUCGCUUCGCCGCUCGGCGAGGAUCGAGAGCAUCGCCCGUCGACGAGGACCGGAUUGAGAGUCCAACGACCGCAGCCAUCGUUGAUGAGUAUUCCGCCCGAAUUGCGCUUGAGGAUCCUCGGCUACCUGGUCAACGGCGGUCGUGUAACAGAUUCCGACUCAGCAGGCCAUACUUGCAUUCACACUGGAAACGGAACUCGCUUUUACCUGCAACGGCGACGAUUGAAGUGCCCUUGCACCGAAUCUGUCUGGCCUCGGAUUCUCGCUGUCAACAAAAAGCUGUUCGCUGAAGCCAUGCCUGUCCUUCACAGUACGAACGAGCUUCAUGUCUGCUUUCCGGCAAACAGAACCUUCGAGUCGGCGGAGGAUCCGGCCGCCGCCGUCGUGCGAAAUCUCCCACGAUAUGCUUAUCCGCACAUCAAGCGAUUAGCGCUCAUCGGCUGCCUCGACAAUAUCUCUGGGCUUACCACCCGAGACGAAGGAACAGGCUGCAUCUCACGCCAUCUCUCAUACCUCGAGUCCGCCGGUGCCAGGCCUCGCGACAUCCGCAUCUGCAUUGGUGUACAGUGGGCGUACGAUCGGCAUGGCUUCCAUCUUCGAGCAGAGGAAUUGCACGAUGUUGUGUCUCUCUUGUCGGUAAAGAAUGUCAGGUUGGAAGUGCCGUGUAUACUCCCUGGCAUGGUGAUGGCGAUGGCACCGGGCGUCGUCGAAGGCAGUACAAUUGGCACGGAGAUCCGCGAACAGCUGAUAGCAGCACUCGAUGCGCGAGUCCGGGCUUUGGUGAAUGUGGAGGACAUCUCGGGCGUUCAUGUGAUUCCACUGAGAAAUGAGGAAGACGCUUCGCGCACUGGCUCGAAGGCGAAGGAUGUGAAGAAGUGUCCGGGAAUGUGCUUCUCUACCUGCACACUCGAGAAUCGCAAGCGCAUCACCACAUCCACAGCUCCGCCACUCCCGCUCCACGGCUCCACCACACUCGCCGACCUUACGGCGCCGGUCACAACAUUGCGCAAACCGCAGAACAUCAUGGACACAUCUCGACUUCAGUCAGAAGAGAUCGCGCCUCUCGGAACCGACCCCACGCCACAGAUUCUUCGCCGCUCGUCUAGGAUCAAGGCCAAAAACGAGACCUCUACACCCACCAAACCCGCAGAACAGCCCCAAGAUUACCCGCGAGCGUCUUUCAUGGGCCUACCGGUCGAGAUGCGCAUGCGCAUCUAUGGCUUCCUUGUCAAUGGCGGGCGUGUAAUAGAUCCUGGUGCGAAUGGCUCGGAGUGCGCUCGAGAGAAUGGAGGUCGCGGAAAACUCGGAGACGGAACCAGAUUCCUCUUCGUGGCACCGAAGUGUUCCUGCACCGAGUCUGUGUGGCCACAGAUUCUCGCCACCAACAGCGUCAUUUUCAUGGAAGCUAUGCCCGUCCUCUACAGCACGACUGCGUUUCACGUGGGCUUCCCUAAGUUCGGCGACGGCAGAUCGCCAUCGUGCAGGACUGCCCUUUCAACAUUACCAAAGUACGGCGCCUCGCACAUUCGACACCUUGUCCUGUCCGCGACCCUGGGAUUGAUGUCGAUUGCGAUAUACCGCCCCGAGUCUCAUAUGGACGACUUAUCUCUGCACUGGACUUGGCUCAGAUCUCUCGAUCUAAAACUUGUUUCCAUCCGACUAUGUCUCAUCGCUGAGGCAGUUCGGGCAAUGACAUGCCUUCAUCUCGAUGUGACUCCGUUCAUCGGGCUUUUGUCAGGAUCCCGGGCGGAAAAUAUCUGGCUGCAAGUGCCUUGCGACAUCGACGAGGACGUUGAGUACGACAGCGAUGAUGGCGACAUGGACUAUCUUGUGGACGAGAAUGAUGUGAGGACCAACAGGCUGCGAGACAAACUCCUGGCAGCGCUGCGGACCGAAGCGAAGCGAAUGGAUCAUCAUCCUGAUAUCGUCGACAUCUCGGACAAGUGGUUGGAGUUUUGA
This is a messenger RNA of Zymoseptoria tritici IPO323, 2791 nucleotides long. RefSeq lists its product as uncharacterized. The coding region runs from base 14 to 2791 and encodes 925 amino acids. The transcript is spliced from 6 exons. The record is from RefSeq and is a predicted model, not a curated record. Lineage: Eukaryota; Fungi; Ascomycota; Dothideomycetes; Mycosphaerellales; Mycosphaerellaceae.